UAAGAAAGGUUUAUUUAGCUCAUGGUUCUGCAGGCUGGGAAGUACAAGAAGCACGGUGCCAGCAUCACCUUGGCUUCUGGUGAGGGCUUUUGUGCUGCAUCAUAACAUGGCAGAAGGUCAAAGGGGAAGCAGACAUGUGCAAAGGGGCAAAACCCAAGAGCAUCUUGCUUUAUAACAACCCACUCUCAUGGGAACUAAUCCAUUUCCACGAGAAUAAUCCAGUCUCAUGAGAGCAAGAGCUCACUACUGCGAGAACAGCACCAAGUCAUUCAUAAUGGAUCCAUUCCCUUGACCCAAACAGCUCCCCUAGGCUCCAUUUCCCUAUAUUGCGGCACCGAAAAUAACAUUUCAACAUGAGUUUUGAUGGGGAUGAACAUAUGCAAAUACAGCAUUCUGCCUCUAGCCUCAAAAAAAUCAUGUGCUUCUCAUAUACAAAAUACAAUCAUUCCAUUCCAGUAGUCCCAAAAGUCUUAACUUGCUCCAGCAACAAAAGUCCAAAGUCUCAUCUAAGACUCAUAGCAAGUUCCUUCCAGCUGUAAGCCUGUAAAAUUAAAAAUAAGUUAUUUAUUUUCAAGAUGCAAUGGUGGGACAGACAUUUGGUAAACAUCCCCACUUGAAAAGGGAGAUAUAGGCCAAAAGAAAGGAAUGACAGACCCCAUGCCAGUCUGAAACCCAGCAGGGCAGACAUUAAAUCUUAAGGCUCCUGCAUAAUCUUUCACACCAUGUGCCAUCUCCUGGGCACACUGAUGUGAGGGGUGGGUUCCCAGAGCCUUGGGCAGCCCUGUCCCACUUGCUUCACUGGGUGUAGCACACAUGGCUGUUCUCACAGUUGAAGUCAAACGCCCAUAGCUUUUCCAGGCAGACAUUGCACAUUGUCAAUGGCUCUACAAUCUUGGGGUCCCAAAGGUAGCCCUAUUCCCUCGAUUCCUACUUCCCUGGUAGGGACUCUUUAUGGCUGCUUUGGUCAUACAUUUCUGCUCAGCAUUGCUUUAGUAGAGGCUCUCUACAGUGGCUCUGCCCCUUUGACAAGUCUCCCCGGGCUCCAGGCUUUCUGAUACAUCUUCUGAAAUCUAGGUGGGAGCUGCCAUGCCUCCACCAUUCUUGUAUUCUGCAUGCCUACAAAAUUAGCACCAUUUGGAUGUGGAUGAUGCCAAAGCUUACAGCUUGGGAUCUCUGGAGUGGCAGCACAAGUAACACCUGGAGCUGCUUAAGUCACCAGGAUGCAAGAGCAGCAGCAUGAAGUGGCCGUGGGCAGCAAUUUCACAGAAAACACCCAGGCUUGUCCCUCAAAACCAUUCUGCCCUCUUAGGCCUCUGGGCCUUUUUCCCAAUAUCCUGAUGCACAGUACUUGACUCCCUUAUAUGCAUACUAAUCUUUUUAGCAAGUAGUCUCUUGACUGUACCCUUGAAUUAUUCUCCUGAAAACACUCUUUCAUUUCACAUGGUUGGGCUGCACAUUUUUCAAGUGUUUACAUUCUGCUUCCCUUUUAAUUAUAAAUUUUGCAUUUAGAUUAUUACUUUGCGGUGCCAUAACUGAGCAUAAGCUAUUAAAAGUAACCACAUCACUUCUUGAGUGCUUUGCUGCUUAGAAAUUUCUUGCACCAGAUACACUAGUUCAUCACUCUUAAGUGCUACCUUCCAUAAAUCCCUAGGGAGUAGACAUACUGCAGCCAAUUUCUUUGCAACUGUGUGACAAGGAUGGGCUUUACUUCAAUUUUCAAUAAGGUAUUCUUCAUUUCCAUCUGAGACCUCAUCAGCACAGCUUUUACUAUCCAUAUUUCUAUCAGCAUUUUGGUCACAUUACUUAAACAAUCUCAAAGAAGUUCCAAACUUUCCCUCAUCUUUUUGUCUUUUUCUAAGCCCUCACCAGAACUGCCCUUAAUGCUCUGUUCACUGCAAUACAGUCUCUUUCUAGCCUGCUCCUCCUCCAAAUUCUUUCAACCAUUGCCCAUUACACAAUUCCAAAGCAGAUUUCACAUUUUCAGGUAUCCACAGAGCAAAUCCCACUCUUCGGUACCAAUUUUCUGUGUUGGUCCAUUUUGUGUUACUGCAAUUGAAUAAAUACCCAAGGCUGGGUAAUUUAUAAAGAAAAGAGGUUCAUUUAGUUGAUUGUUCUGCAGGCUGAGAAGUACAAGAAGCAUGGUGCCAGCAUCUGCUCAGCUUCUGGUGGGGUUGUUUGUGCUGCAUCAUAACAUGGUGGAAGGCCAAAGAGGAAGUGGACAUGUGCAAAGGGGCAAAACCCAAGGGCAACUUGCCUUAUAACAACCCACUCUUAUGGGAACUAAUCCAUUUCCACGAGAACUAGUCCAGUCUCAUGAGAGCAAUAACUCUCACUACUAUGGGAACGGCACCAAGCCAUUCAUGAGGGAUCCAGCCCCAUGACCCAAACAUCUCCCAACACCACCAUGCUGGUAAUCAAAUUGUGAGAUUUGGUGGCAACAAACCACAUCCAAACCACAGCAAUACCAUAAACCCAGAAAUAAAAACUGUUUGAUCAAAAGCAAGGCAUAUUUAAGAAGAAAAUACAUUACUAUUUAAAAUAUUAAUAAAGCUGGAACUACCAGAGAAAAAAGUUAAUCCCAUAACUGGAUAGCCUAAAGAAAAUGCCCUGGAAUGAAUGGGAGACAGAAAUAACAAGUAGAAAGUGGUUUUGCAGAAAGUCUUCCUUUAUUAAGGAAGAUGUCUGACCACAGCUGUGGCUGAAGUACUCAUAAACAAUGUUUACCAACAAGAAGUAGUUAUUAUCAUUAAACAAUCACUUCCAAGUAGUUUUAAAAGAGACUGCCAAAUAGAAUAUACAUGCAAUUUGAUCAUCUCAUAUUUUGGCAGGCAGAAACACAAAAGUGUUAGGAACCAAACAUCAUGCUUUUUGCUCCUAUACAUUUUGCCUAAAUGGAAUUCUUCCACAUGGUGAACAUGCCUCUGCUUAUUCAGCAAAAUCCACUGCGAGUCCUAAACCAUUUCCUGAAAGCUAAAUUCCCUUCGAUAAGGCACUAAAUCAUUUUAUUGUAAACACCAAAUGCUUUCUUACUGCUGGGAGUGGUAUUAUAGACUUACUUUUUGAUAUAUGUUCCAGCUUUUCAAGAUUUUGUUGUAAACAAAAAAGAUACUUUAUGAUAUUCCACCCUGUUUAUUGCUUUCCAGAGUUUCUAUCAUUAAUUAAAGGGUCUCCUUUCCCUCCUCUACCACCCAAAAAGCUGAUCUACUCCCCAUAUGCCUAUAUGAGACCAAAUAAAGGUCGGUCUAUCACAGCAGCAGUGAUGGUCAUGCCAAUUUCACAGUGUGAUCUGUGCAUUCAUUUCAUUUUGAAAAUGACCCUGCCCUCCAUCUGUCUAAGCCGAAUGUCCUGCUUUUUUCAAGCCAGGCCUAAGGAGCAGCAUCACGUGAAAUAAGGAGGAAGAGACACAGAAUGGCCUCCCUCCUGCCCACUCCAGCUGCCACGCUCACAGGUACCAACACAAAGAGGAGAACCCCAACUGAUUCCUGUAGGGAUCCCAGAAAUUUGGAGAAGAAAAUAGUCCUUUUCCUUUUCAUACAUUUUCAAGAAGCCAUUUGAAGGUGAAUUCUUUCAUGAUGCAAAUACAACUCUGCAAAAUAGAGAUAAAGCUGAAAGACAGGAAAGACAAUUUCUCAUUUCCAUGUUCUGUCUUCUUACCUUAAUUUAUUAUUACCCAAGGUAACAGCUCAAUAUAUAAGAAUUUUAUUUUAUUUUUUUUAGAGUCAGAGUCUCAUUCUGUUAUACAGGCUGGAGUGCAGUGGUAGGAUCACAGCUCACCACAACCUCAAACUUUUGGGCUCAAGCAAUUCUCCUGCUUCAGCACCCCGAGUAGCAGGGACUAUAGGCACGUACCACCACGCUUGGCCUUUUUUUUUUUUUCGGUAGAGAUGGGGUCUUCCUAUGUUACUCAGGCUGGUCUUGAACCCCUGGCCUCAAGCAAUCCUUCCACCUUGGCCUCCCAAAGCUCUGGGAUUACAGGCAUGAGCCAGAAUGUUUAAAUAUUAAGCCUUUUGGAUAUUGUUUCCAAGGGACAAGUGUCAAUCAGGCAGGCAGUAAGCAGAACACCCCCUACUCCUUGAAUAUUGAGCAGCACUAGCCAGCAUCUUUCAAUCUACAAACACUUCUGGGUUGAAAACUGGAUAAGGCUGUAGCUGAGAUUGGGUAGAAAGAAGCCUUGAAAUAGGGUUACAGAAGCCUUCCUCAACUGCUUUCCCUGGUGUUCUUGCAUGGUCCAGAGCUACACUCAACCUCUCUAAAAUGAGUGCACUUUGUCCCUUUCUUGGUAUUGAUGCAGUAGGAGGUUUCUUGUCUGUUCUCAUCUAGAAGUACAGAACUGUGGAAAACUUCUCAGCAAGAGAGAAGAAUACAUGAGUACGUGAAGUCAGCUGCUUUAUGGUAUAGCAUUCAGAUGCCUACUGAAGUUCCUUUUUAGGUAUAACAGGUGACCACUCCCAACUAAUCACUUUCUAAUACUUGCUCACAGUUACGACUUAGGCCAAGAAGUUCAAAUUUCCACUGGCCAACCCAAGGUGGCUGGUUGCUUUAACAGGAAAAUAACAAUAUAAAAAAAGCAAGACACUAAUAUUCCCCUAUAACUGGGCCCAUACAUGAUAGAUAGAGUUAAUUCAUCAGUGACUAUUACCUACUGAACUUAGCUUUGGAAUUUCAUGAUUCAGCUGCUUCUUAUCUAGCUGUGUCAUCUCAGGCAAGUUACCUAAUCUUUCUGAUUCACAUGUUCUUCAUCAGUAAUAUGCAGAAUACAGGGUGGUUAUUAUGAUUAGAAAUAAUAUAUAUAGGUGGUCUAAUAGAAUGUGAUGCAAUAUGGUUGGUGUUGGCUCCAAAAUUUAUAUGUAGAAAAGAUUUAUGAACAGCAAUACUGUUGAAGAGGCAGUAAGGUACCUGCAUUGAAGUAUUUAAUUAUAUAGCAAAGACAUGCUCUGACUUGGACUGUUUAUCAUGGGUGGUAGUGAGGCCAAUGGACAUCAUGGAAGACUACAAAAGACAAUGCUCUGUCCCAGGCCACCAUAUGAUAGAUGUUAAUGAAUUACACUAUUACUGUUACCUUGAAAACUACACUAUUUACAAGUACCUCACUGGGAUAAGACAAAUUCAUAUUUUGCUAUCUUGUCUACGUCCCUAAUUCUUGAUUGAAAAAUUGUAUUUAUUCUCCCUUAAAGUCUAUGGUCUCCAGGUCAGUUUAUCUAGGGGUAUUUUUUAAAUUGGUGAUUAAAUAUAAUUUUAUGGAAUAAUUAAGCCCCUAGUUUUUCACAGCCCCAUCAUGGCCACUAAUAAACUGAAAAAAAAUUAUACAAAAAUAGCCCCAGGAUAAUAACAUGGAAUCUACAGCAUCUAUUCCAAAUAUACAACAAAGAAUGAAAGAAAACCCAGAAUGAUAUCUUGUACAGUCUAGCAAACCUGCAUAGAAAUCUUCAAACUAAGAAUCUGGAAAAAAAAUUAAAGUGUAGGCAAUCUUUUCUUAUUUUAACAGAAGAAAAUCCAUAUUUAUCAGUUCAAUAUCCAAAAUCCCUAGAAGGCUGAAAAGUACAAAGUGAGCAUGUCUGUCUCUCACACACCCACACAUCACUGACUGACUAAUUUAGUAGUUAAGAGAGAAAAGUAAAAAUGCAUAGGGAAAGGAGCACAUUUUAAUGUCUUGGAUUUUCCCCUCUUGGAAAAGACUGAAGUCAUGCAUUUCUCCAACGUUUCUACCUAGUAGUGAAAGUUGGAACUCCAGCGCAAUGGGGAUGGCCAAGGGUAAACGCCAAUAUAUACUCAGUAAUAUUUGUUGUUACGGGAAAAAAGAGCGGGAGAUACUUGGACCUAAAACCGAAACUCUACCAGUACCAAUCAAGAUUCACAGUCCUUUUUCCUCAUUAACCUCUGGAAACCACCAAAUUAAGGAUUCCUGCUCGCCGCUCUAUUCCGUUCUUACAAACUGUGCCCUCGGGGUAGUGCAAAAAAGAACGUGCUCUAAUUCCAGGGUAAUUCCAAGAGAUAACUCGCCUUUUGCCAUCCCGGUUCUUUUACUAAAACUAAACCAAAAGCCAGCAUUAUUAUCGACCACACCGUGUACAAGGCUCAAAAUCGCCAGGAACAUGGGGCCGGAAACCUUCCUCCGCCGCGCCAGAGACCACGGUGCCAUAGCAGACACAGUGAGCGCCCCUCAUCUUUAGGAGGCAGGGAAGGAGAGUUACCCUGCAUCCCCACGGGCCGCCGGUUCGGUAGGUACAGCCGGGACUACGUCUCCCAGCAUGCAGCGCGGCUACGACCCGCGCCGCGGAACCGCUGGAACGGUGCAUGCCGGGACGAGUAGAUUCAGGCUCUGAACGGCCCGGAGGAGUAGUCUUUCCCCUCCUGAAUGCCGCCACUCCGCAGUCCAGAGUAUUUGAAGAUCAAGCUGAAAUUGAGAGACUGACGAGAAUGGUCCCUUUUUAUUCCUAACAGAUUUCUUGCGACAAGGAAACCGGCAGUCUUCCGCUUCCGGUUGCUCUGUUGCCGUAGUAACCGCACGCAUAACAGCCGUGGUGGUUAUGGCUGGCCUGAGCGGCGCGCAGAUCCCCGACGGGGAGUUCACCGCGGUCGUGUACCGCCUCAUCCGCAAUGCACGCUACGCCGAGGCGGUGCAGCUGCUGGGCCGAGAGCUGCAGCGGAGCCCUAGGAGCCGCGCCGGCCUGUCGCUGCUAGGCUACUGCUACUACCGCCUGCAGGAGUUCGCGCUGGCGGCCGAGUGCUAUGAGCAGCUGGGCCAGCUGCACCCGGAACUGGAGCAGUACCGCCUGUACCAGGCCCAGGCCCUGUACAAGGCCUGCCUUUAUCCGGAGGCCACUCGGGUCGCCUUCCUUCUCCUGGAUAACCCCGCCUACCACAGCCGGGUCCUCCGCCUGCAAGCUGCUAUCAAGUACAGCGAGGGCGAUCUGCCAGGGUCCAGGAGCCUGGUAGAGCAGCUGCCGAGUAGGGAAGGGGGAGAGGAAAGUGGGGGCGAGAAUGAGACCGAUGGCCAGAUCAACCUGGGUUGUUUGCUCUACAAGGAGGGACAGUAUGAAGCUGCAUGCUCCAAGUUUUUUGCCGCCCUGCAGGCCUCGGGCUACCAGCCUGACCUUUCCUACAACCUGGCUUUGGCCUAUUACAGCAGCCGACAGUAUGCUUCAGCACUGAAGCAUAUCGCUGAGAUUAUUGAGCGUGGCAUCCGCCAGCACCCUGAGCUAGGUGUGGGCAUGACCACUGAGGGCAUUGAUGUUCGCAGUGUUGGCAACACCUUAGUCCUCCAUCAGACUGCUCUGGUGGAAGCCUUCAACCUUAAGGCAGCUAUAGAAUACCAACUGAGAAACUAUGAGGCAGCUCAAGAAGCCCUCACUGACAUGCCACCCAGGGCAGAGGAAGAGUUGGACCCUGUGACCCUACACAACCAGGCACUAAUGAACAUGGAUGCCAGGCCUACAGAAGGGUUUGAAAAGCUACAGUUUUUGCUCCAACAGAAUCCCUUUCCUCCAGAGACUUUUGGCAACCUGUUGCUGCUCUACUGUAAAUAUGAGUAUUUUGACCUGGCAGCAGAUGUCCUGGCAGAAAAUGCCCAUUUGAUUUAUAAGUUCCUCACACCCUAUCUCUAUGACUUCUUGGACGCUGUGAUCACUUGCCAGACAGCUCCUGAAGAGGCUUUCAUUAAGCUUGAUGGGCUAGCAGGGAUGCUGACUGAGGUCCUCCGGAAACUCACCAUACAAGUACAGGAAGCAAGACACAAUAGAGAUGAUGAAGCUAUCAAAAAGGCAGUGAAUGAAUAUGAUGAAACCAUGGAGAAAUAUAUUCCUGUGUUGAUGGCUCAGGCAAAAAUCUACUGGAAUCUUGAAAAUUAUCCAAUGGUGGAAAAGAUCUUCCGCAAAUCUGUGGAAUUCUGUAACGACCAUGAUGUGUGGAAGUUGAAUGUGGCUCAUGUUCUGUUCAUGCAGGAAAACAAAUACAAAGAAGCCAUUGGUUUCUAUGAACCCAUAGUCAAGAAGCAUUAUGAUAACAUCCUGAAUGUCAGUGCUAUUGUACUGGCUAAUCUCUGUGUUUCCUAUAUUAUGACAAGUCAAAAUGAAGAAGCAGAGGAGUUGAUGAGGAAGAUUGAAAAGGAGGAAGAGCAGCUCUCUUACGAUGACCCAGAUAAGAAAAUGUACCAUCUCUGCAUUGUGAAUUUGGUGAUAGGAACUCUUUAUUGUGCCAAAGGAAAUUAUGACUUUGGUAUUUCUCGAGUUAUCAAAAGCUUGGAACCUUACAACAAAAAGCUGGGAACAGACACCUGGUAUUAUGCCAAAAGAUGCUUCCUGUCCUUGUUAGAAAACAUGUCAAAACACACAAUCAUGCUUCAUGAUAGUGUUAUUCAAGAAUGUGUCCAGUUUCUAGAACACUGUGAACUUCAUGGCAGAAACAUACCUGCUGUUAUUGAACAACCCCUGGAAGAAGAAAGAAUGCAUGUUGGAAAGAAUACAGUCACAUAUGAGUCUAGGCAGUUAAAAGCUUUGAUUUAUGAGAUUAUAGGAUGGAAUGUAUAGUAAUAGCUGAUAGUGGCAUUUAUCAAAUGGCUUUGUUAUGUAAAUUUGCAUUGCUUUAUUUACCCUUUGGCAUCUUUAUAUUUGUUACAUGUUGAACUUUGUACACUUAUGCAUUAUAAAAAAAAAAAGUAGCUAAAACUUUUGCUGUUAAAUUUCCCAGAAAGUGACAUAUUCUAAGAACUUUUACCCCAGGAGUUAUGAAAAAUUCCAAACUUAUGAGGAAUGUUUAUAUCAGAAGUUGUAAUACGUUUGUUUCCUUUCCUCUGUUAUCUUUUGUGCUUUGACGUAUCUUGAGGGGUCUUUGCACAAGGAUUAUAUCAUUCAGGGACCAAGCACUAUCUCAGUAAUAGUUAAGAGUAGUCUUUAAAUAAUCAUUUCAGGGAUUGUGUGAGAGUAGUCUCACAAUUUACACUCAUUAAUUUGUAAUGCAUACUUUUUAUAUAGACUUUAGGAUAUUUUGGCAGUGUUUAUUAAUAUGGAUAUAAUUCUUUACCUAACCAAAAUUCCUUAGGUUAUAAGUGGUUUUAACGUGCAAAAGUCAGUAAAAAAUUUUGUUGCCUUAACAAAAUUACGGUGCUAUAAUGUAGAGACAAUGAACGAUUAUCAAAGAACAAAUUUCCCUGGUUUUCUUUUGUUCCCUUUAAUAAUUUAAAUAUAUGAACAAGAUACACUGUUACUAUUUUCCAUGAUAACUUUUUAAAUAUCUAUGUCUGUGAGAAAUAACAGAGCUAUCCUGAGAAUUCAGGGGUUUGUUUAAGAGACACAGGUUUUGUUAUGUUUGUUGCCCAGGCUAGUAUCCAGCUCCUAGGCUUAAGCAUACUCACACUUCAGCUUCCCAAGCAGCUGGGACUACUGGCGCAAAUCACUGGGUCCAGUUCUCAGUUCUUAAUUCCUACCUUUGUGUUUGCAAUUUAGGAUAUGCUGGCUGUACAGUGUUUCCAUGUUGUAGCCUCUUGAAUAAGGAAAAAUCUCAGCCACCAGGUCUGACCAAAAAGGUCAGUUCUAAGUUGUAAUGUUCAUUUCAUGUCCGCAACUCCCAAGAGUUAUUUGGAGUUCCCACUGGGAACCACAUGCAUUCUGAUCAGGCAUUUUAUUUUCUGAACCUUACAAGAGCCUUACUAUUUGAUUUCCCACUCCUCACUCCUCUCUUCCCACAAAAAGUAACUGUCAAUCCUAACUUGACCUGGCUUAGAAAAAUCAAGUGUAUUAGACUGAAUCAUAUGCAGUUGUUGAUUUUGACAGUUUUUGAUGUACAAAACUAGCAGUUUCUCAUAGCUCAACCUAGUAGCUUUCUUCUGAAUGAUAGGGAACCUCUACCAUGAGAUGAUUUUUUCCUUCAAGGAAAAGGAACCACUUAGCCACAUAAGUACUGAUAAGAAACAUGCUCAGCAUAAUUCCUCUGUAGCAUGACCUCCUGAGUGCUCAAAUUGUAUUAUACCACAAAAUUUGGCUUAUUGUGAAGUUCAAUGGUUUUGAAUUUAUGGCAUUUUAAAUCUUAAUUAUCUGAGCUGCUAUCAUUUACCACUGAUGCUUUAGUCUCACAUGUGGAGGACAAGCAAUGUUUAGUGACCUCUUCACUGCAUCCCAUAGCACAUUCAAUGUCUGGGAAAUGUUCUUUGUUUGACAACUUCUGUACUAAAAGUGUUGCUGCAGUAGCUUUGUGCCCCUGUCAAUCUUGGUAGCCCCUUAAGAUUUGGAAAGUAAAUGAACUGAAAUCUUGUUUUCAAUGGCCAUAUUAAAAUUAUUUUUUUUUCCUGUUUCUUCUAAA
Molecule: messenger RNA, 10293 nt
Organism: Gorilla gorilla gorilla (western lowland gorilla)
Lineage: Eukaryota; Metazoa; Chordata; Mammalia; Primates; Hominidae
Gene: IFT70B
Product: intraflagellar transport 70B
Exons: 1
Coding region: 6528-8525 (665 amino acids)
Biological process (GO): intraciliary transport
Cellular component (GO): axonemal microtubule; intraciliary transport particle B
Molecular function (GO): intraciliary transport particle B binding; protein binding
Source: RefSeq, a predicted model, not a curated record